GUGCCACUUUCAGGUCUCCUCACACUGCUGGUGUGUUCCAUUUUUUGUCAUAGGGUGCUGGCAGAUUACGGGCCUCCUAUAGCUGCUGCCAGGCCCCUAAUCUGCCAUGGGCCCCUAUACCGCCUCCUCAUGCUGCUGCCAGGUCCAGAGUCUCUCAUGGGUCCCUGUACGGCCUCCCAUUGCUGCUGUCUCCAUCGCCACACUCUGCCAUGUGCCACUUUCAGGUCUCCUCACACUCCUGCUGGUUUCCAUUUUGUCAUAGGUUGCUGUAUGGCCUCCCAUUGCUGCUGCCUCCACCGCCACACUGUGGCUCCAAACACUGGUUUUGGCCCCGUGACUGGCCAAAUGAGUGAAGUGUGCGGUGAUUCUAAGAUCGACGGCACUCAUCUGCAUGUCAUACUGACUGACAGUAUUAUUUCUCUUCCCCAGUAGACUCCAAGGGCAUUUAAAUUAAAGGUACAGUGUUCUGCACUAAUAUUA
This is a messenger RNA of Staurois parvus, 480 nucleotides long. The record is from the annotation of a GenBank genome assembly. NCBI's taxonomy places the organism in Eukaryota, Metazoa, Chordata, Amphibia, Anura, Ranidae.